GAAUCUUCUCUUUUUUCCCCAACAGAAAACAUGCAGGGAGGAGAGGAGGAGGAGAAAAGAAGCAACGCGUCGGAGGAGACAAGACAGAGAGGAAGCAGAGAAAGUUGGUAGAGGAGCGAGAGGGCGAGAGGAGAGGAGAGGGGUCGACCAGAUGGGAGGAAGGAAGGAAGGAAAUGAUUUCUAUGCGCGCUCAAGUGCGAGAUUAAAGGAUUCUGCAUAAAUAAACAAAUAUAUGAAUCAAAGCAUAUAAUAAAAGGGGGAAUUAUAGGCGCGCCACCGCGUUGCGUGGACGCGGACAAGACAGCGGCGGUGCGCGCUGAAACAGCCAAGUCCUGUCUUUCUCUCUCUCUGGAUUUUACUCCUCAUGUUCCUCAAACUCUCGGUGAGGUUCACUAACUUCUGAAGUCAGUGCCUGAAAAACUUUCCCUCGCCUCGGCCUUCCACCCAGCUUUCUCCCCGGCAAAGAAAAAAGAAUCUCCGGGCUGGAAGUGGAGGAAGGAAGAGCGUUUUGUUCCUUCCGAGGAGUCCAGUUCGCCGCAGCCGGGGUUUAGGCGUUGGCACCCGGGCAGGCAGUCCCUCGCCAUGGCCGGGGCCAAGCCGGGAGUCCACGCGCUGCAGCUCAAACCCGUGUCCGUCCACGAAGCGCUGAAGAAGGGGGGCAAAUUCAUCAAAUGGGACGAGGAGCCCAACAGUGGGCCUCCCACACUGGUAACCCUGAAAGUUGACCCAGAUGGCUUCUUCCUCUACUGGACUGGAGGUUCCAACCUGGAGGUGGAGAUUCUGGACAUCAGCAACAUCAGAGACACCAGAACAGGAAAGUACGCCAAACAACCAAAGGAACCGAAGCUGCGAGAGGUGCUGGGCUUUGGUAAGGGCGACAAUGUAGAAGGGAAACUGGUAACCGUCGUCCAUGGCAACGACCUGGUCAACAUCUCCUUCCUCAACUUCCAGGCCAUGCAGGAAGAUACAGCCAAGAUUUGGACUGAUGAGCUGUUCACUUUGGCCACAAACAUACUUUCCCAGAAUGCAUCACGGAACACCUUCCUCCUGAAAGCAUACACUAAGUUAAAGCUGCAGGUGAAUCAGGAUGGGAAGAUUCCAGUGAAGAAUAUUCUCAAGAUGUUUUCAGAUAAAAAGAGAGUGGAGACGGCUCUGGAGCAGUGCAUUCUCGUCAAUAACAGGUCAGAGGGAAUAAAGCCAGAUGAUUUCUCAUGGGAGGCCUUCCAGAAGUUUCUCGACAGCCUCUGUCUGCGGCCUGAGAUACAAAGCAUCUUUGAGGAAAGUGGCUCCAAAAGGAAACCGUUCAUCUCUCUGGACCAGCUCAUGGACUUCAUCAACCGCAGGCAGCGAGACUCCAGACUGAACGAGGUGCUGUACCCCCCGCUGAAAAGAGAGCAGGUCCGACAGAUCAUGGAGAAAUAUGAGACCAACACCAGCCAGUUGGAGAGGGACCAGAUCAGUUUACAGGCUUUCAGUCGGUACCUGGGGGGAGAGGAAAACAGCAUCGUUCCUCCGGAGAGGCUGGACAUCAUCGACGAUAUGAACCAACCGUUGUCUCACUACUUUAUCAACUCCUCACACAACACAUACCUCACAGUGGGUCAGCUGACUGGUCUAUCCUCAGUGGAGAUGUACAGGCAGGUGCUUCUGACCGGCUGUCGCUGCGUCGAGCUGGACUGCUGGAAGGGUCGACCGCAAGAUGAGGAGCCCUACAUCACCCACGGGUUCACCAUGACCACAGAGAUCCCCUUCAAGGAGGUGAUUGAAGCGAUAGCAGAGAGUGCGUUCAAGACCUCGCCGUACCCCGUCAUCCUUUCCUUUGAAAACCACGUGGAUUCAGCCAAGCAGCAGGCCAAGAUGGCAGAAUACUGCAGGACCAUCUUUGGAGACGCUCUGCUCAUUGAUCCACUGGAGAAAUAUCCGCUGGUCCCCGGUCAGGCUCUCCCAUCACCUCAGGAGAUGCUGGGGAAGAUUCUCAUUAAAAACAAGAAGAAGCACCACCACCACCGGCCCUCGAGUGGCGGCAGCAUACGACGCAGAGAGCUGGAGGAGCAGUCGUCGCCCCACAACGACUGUCCUCUGACAGACAUUGAGGGGAGCCAGCUCCUGUCCAACGGGGAGGAGAAGCUAGCUGAAAGGAUGGUCAAAGACUUGGAGCCUCGCAAAUCCCUUGGAGGUGAGGGAGAAAGCGAGGAGGAUGAGGAGGAUGAACCAGUGACAGAUCUGAAAAAGCCAAACACUGAUGAGGGUACAGCCAGCAGUGAGGUGAACGCCACCGAGGAGAUGUCAACUCUUGUCAACUACAUUGAACCUGUCAAAUUCAAGAGCUUCGAGGUGGCAACCAAGAGGAAGAAGUUCUUUGAGAUGUCAUCAUUUGUGGAGACCAAAGGCAUGGACACCCUGAAGAGCUCACCUAUUGAGUUCGUCGAGUACAAUAAGAACCAGCUGAGCCGAAUCUACCCUAAAGGCACGAGGGUGGACAGCUCCAACUACAUGCCUCAGCUCUUCUGGAACGUCGGUUGCCAGAUGGUGGCGCUUAACUUUCAGACUCUUGACCUUCCUAUGCAGCUCAACGUGGGGGUGUUUGAGUACAACGGCCGCAGCGGCUACCUGCUGAAACCAGAGUUCAUGAGGAGGACAGACAAACACUUUGACCCUUUUACGGAGAACAUAGUGGACGGGAUCGUCGCCAAUACAGUCAAAAUCAGGGUGAUCUCAGGCCAGUUUCUGACAGACAAAAAGGUGGGCGUGUAUGUGGAAGUGGACAUAUUCGGACUUCCCGCUGAUACAAAGAGGAAGUACAGAACCAAAACAUCCAAUGGGAACUCUCUGGACCCCGUGUGGGAUGAUGAAAUGUUUGUCUUCAAUAAGGUGGUCCUCCCCACCCUGGCCUCUCUGAGGAUAGCAGUGUUUGAAGAAAACGGCAAGUUCAUUGGCCACCGCAUCCUCCCUGUGUCGGCUAUUAGACCUGGCUACCACUACAUCAACCUGAAGACUGAGCUGAACCAGUCCCUGCUCCUGUCCUCCCUGCUGGUUUACACUGAGGCCCAGGACUACAUCCCCAAUGAACACCAGGAGUACGCAGAGGCUCUGACCAACCCCAUUAAGCAUAUCAGUCAGCUGCACAAGAGAGAGACACAGCUGGCUGUUCUCCUCGAGGACAACAGUGAGCAUGUCCCCGACCAGCCCAACAAUGGCGAGACCAAGAAAGAGAGUGACAUCAUUCCAGGAGUUCGACAUCCUUCCCCCUUCCACAACCCCCCUCCCUACCCAUUGGAUGAAGCCAGUGAGAUGAAAUUAGCCCCACCAGCACAAAGUCAGAAGGAGGACCUAAUAGCCGCUGUUCUGACAGACGUCCAGGUCCACUCUAUAGAGGAGCUGAAGCAGCAGAAGAGCUAUAUGAAGCUGCUGAAGAAACAGAGCAAAGAGCUCAAAGACAUGCGCAAGAAACACCUCAAGAAGGUGUGGCAGCUGAGUAAGGAGCAGAAGAAUCGGAGUAGCCAGCUUCAAUCUGACUCCCAGAGGAGACGCAGUAGGAUGGAGAAACAUCUCAAACUAAGCAUCAAGAAAAACGAGCCCCAGGAGCCGGUGCAGCGCGAGCUGACAGCGUUGGAUCAGGAGCUGGAGAAGCAGACGGUCCAGCUGAGGGAAUGGCAGAUGCAGGAGCUGCUGAAACUUCGACAAGAGCUUCACUCACUGGAGAGAGAGAAGCAACAAACACACCUACAAGAGGCCUUCCAGAAGUUAAAGGAGACGGCCUAUGAAUGCCAAGCAGUUCAGCUGAAGAAGCUCAAGGAACUGUGUGAGAAGGAGAAGAAAGAGCUCCAGAAGAUCCUGGACAGGAAGCGACAAAAUAGCAUCAGCGAAGCCAAGACCCGCGACAAAGACAAGGCUGAAACGGAGCUGAAUGAGAUCAACAGGAAACAUAUUCAAGAUUCUGUCGCCUUAAUCCGCGGGCUGGAGGAGGCUCAGAGCAGGAGACAAGAGAAGCUGAUAUUGAGGCAGCGGGAGUUGCUGCAGCACAUAGACGAGGAACUUCCCCUGCUGAAGGCUCAGUUGGAGAGGGAACUGGAGGAAGAGCAUCAGCGACUACCGGAAGAAAUCUGCCAACACCUACAGUUGGAGCUCCAGAACAAAGGUCUCCGACAGGACGCCCUGUUCUCGCCCUUCUCCAAUCACAGCAGCUCCAGCCCCAGCUCGGGGUCGGGCCCGCCGUCCAACUGCUCCACGCCCUCUUUCCCGUCAACGCCCAAUCGGAGCACCUGGAACAGGAGCAUGGACAAUAGCAUUGCCUCAUUGGCUGAUUCCACUUCCUCGUCCACUCCCGUCCUGUCAGAAGCAGAGAUGUCGUUCAGUUAAAAUUAUUUCUUGUAAAAAGGAAAAAACAUACAUUCAACUGGGGUUUAUAAUGAUUAAUAUGUGGGAUAGUAAUGAUAUAGAUUAUUUACUAAUUUUAUUCCUUUUUUUUAUUACAGACUGUUUUGUUCAUGUCUACAGAGCUAUAUUAUUUUUUAUUUUGCAGUUUUUGUCAGAUGACACAUGAUGAUUUCAUAAGAAUCAUAACCAAACAUUUGUUUUUACAUUUGUUUUUUUUACAUUUUUUUGUCCUUUCAUACCUUUUUCUUUGCAUCUUUUUCAUUUUGGUCUGGUCAGUAAGCUUUGGUACAGUCUUGUGACACCCCCAGCUUUCUGUUCACACCUACUUUCUGUUUGUAACAGCUUUAUCCUCUUUUUUGAUGCAAAGAUUCAAACUGUAGGGAGAUGAAGAGGGUCAGAAAAGGCCUUUGUCGAGGAAAGAAAUAUAAUUCUCACGACAAAUUUUUGAUAUUUUGUUUUUAGCAACAUUUGACCAGUGAUUUUACUGUCUGUGCUACAAUAAGUGCAAUAUAUUCCACUUUCCACAUGUAUGUUCCAGAAAUGAGCAUCGAGAGGGAAUAUGGAGGAAAAGAGGACUCAAUUGUUAACCUGAUUUUAAAAAAGGUUUCAGAUCUGAAGUUUUAACUGUAAUGUCAGUAGCUGACCAGUAAGUGGUGCUGCAGCCUCACUGUUUUUUUUUUUUUUUUUCCAGUUUGUGGUUUUUAGCUGCCCAUUCAUGUAGCCUGCUUAUCUUCAUAUACUGCACCUCGACACACACACACACACACACACACACACACACACACCUGCACCUGUCUCCAGGAUUUGCAUCAUUGAUUGGGAUAAAGUUUCUGGCCUUUAACCUCCAGUCAGAAUCCAAUCAAGGUUGCAGAAGGGAUGGUGAGCAGACAUCCGUCUAGCUAGAAAACGUGUGUGUGUGUGUGUGUGUGUGUGUGUGUGUGUGUGUGUGUGUGUGUGUGUGUGUGUGUGUGUGUGUGUGUGUGUGUGUGUGUGUGUGUGUGUGUAGGUUUCAGUGUAAAUGAGGAAGGGUUUAAGUGACAUAACACACUCUUGAUGCUCUAUUUUGCACUGAUUUAGCAUUUUUUGUGUGUGUGUGUGUGUGUGUGUGUGUGUGUGUGUGUGUGUCCAUGCGUCCAUGUGUGUUGGUGCAGAUAUUUUGCUACUUUGGCAGCCUACGGAGGGACACCACUGUAGGAGACAGUCUUCAGAUGAUGAUGUACAGCUGCACUGUGACAUUUUAAUGUAAAAAUGCCUUUUAAGUUUAAAUCACCAUUUGAAGAAAACACACCAGGGUUUUCCCUCCUCUUCUAAUUGAAACACUGAUUUACUCAAUUUGAGAAAUCAUUAUUGUGUAUUUUUAGCUAAGUCUGCAGUUUUCUGAUGCUUUAACUUCGCUGAAGUUUCAAAAUCUAAAGCAUUACCUCCUCUUGCCUUCAUGUGUAGUUCAGUUCUCUGCUUUCCAGAAUUGGCAUCAGACAGGAACAGCUUAUGUACGUUUUAUUUUACCUUUAAAACAUCCCACACCGCAUGUUAGAUUGAAAUACUGAAUGUAGCAUUUUGGUGCCCAAACUAAACGGUACUUUAAUUUAAACAGCGUCUGCAUCAAAGCUUCUUCGCUCUUUGUUUUCUUGCCGUUUUUUUUUUUUUUUUUAAACAGAAAAAUGUUGAUGUUUUUUUGUUCUUGUCUUGUCCACUUUGAGGGGUAAAAUGUUGGCACUCUGUAUGUUUAUUCUGUGUAUAUGUUUAGCUGUACGUGAAUUUUACUACUGACCACAAGUGCUGGAGAGACGGAGGAUGGGAGAGGUUGAGGAAAGUCGAGAGCUGUAGUGAGUCCUUUCUCGUCCUCUCCUGUCUCCCUCCUUCGAUGAGCACUGGCUGCCUGUCUGUCUGAUUAUCCCCCCUCACACACACACACACACACACACACACACACAUACACACAUACACACACACACACGCGCACACACACACACACACACCCAUACACACCCACACCUUUGUAAACUAUUAUCUAUUUAAAUUGAAUUUUAACAACUUUUUCUUUUGUGGUUAUUUAAUGUUGUGUUUAUUGAUGGAUGAAGGUUCAGGCUGCUUUAACAGUUUGCAGAGUGUAAAAGGUUUUCGCCCUUGCAAGUUCAAUGUGCAUUUAGUAUUUUGAUGUGCCUGAAAUCAUCAUGGAGAUACAUACAAUACAACAGGGUAUUUUAAGUUGGGCACCAUAAGGAAAGAAGCUUGAAUCCAAUAACAGUUAAUAAAUAGUUUAAUUGGUCAUUAAGAGGACAACAACGCCACCAUACACUUGCUGGGUUCUGCACUUUCUUGAAAUGAAUACACUGACCUCUUGAUCUCUGAUGAAACAGCCAUAGAUUACCAGCCUGUUCACCUCUGGCUGUCCUGCUCCCACCGUGCCACGCUGCAUACAGUAUGUAAAUGUUUUUGCUCACCUAUCUCAUUUUGGACACUAAUGUAUACACUGUGCUGCAGAGUCAGAGGAUGAGCAGUGGACUCGGAGGUGAAACUGCCUCCAGUCUUCUCAAACCCAAAGGUUUAUUUGCCAAAAAAAAGUCGACACAUUCCUCACAGGCUGUCUGCGUUUAGGGUCGAGCUGGUCCAAGCCAUUCCAGAUCUAGUGGCAAGUAUUCAAACUCACAUAUUCUGCUGUUUUUAAAGACGAGUUUGUUCGUUAUUACCACGUACUUAUUACCACAAGGGUUUUUUUUACUCUCAUUUUUGAGGUGAAAGAUCUUGUUUCAUCUUUCAGUUUUAAAUGUAUUUUUAAAUGCACUUGUACCACUAGUUGGUCACUGGAGGUCGAGUGCUUUUAGCAAGAGAGUCGUUGAGCGCAUUUUAAAUAUUCAACAAGGCACAAGGAAGGUUUUUAUUCUUUGCACUUUGAGCUUGGAUUUUUUGGUUCUUGUUUCAUUAGGGAAAGGUUUUUUUGAUACUGGAUGAUGAGAUAAAUAGGAUAAAACAUCUUCGCCAAAACCUGUGGUAACCUCUCCAUAAAUUUAACUGUUUAACUAAACUACUAAGUACCCUACCCUUGUCCAAUACAAUAACUGCACCUAUAGUACAGAUAGCCAGUAUUAGUGUUGUGUAGUGCAUCAGUUUCAGACCAUUUCCACAGGUGCUAAUGUGAUGAAAAGUCUGUUAGAAGACAAAAAGACGAACAUGACCAACCUUUAGAUAGUGUAAUAUAUAUAUUGCAUAUGAAAAAUACUCAAACCACAUGUAUUUCACAUUUAAAAAUGGCUUUUUCAAGUAACUCUUGACCUGUAGACUCUUACUCCACCAUACAGGUAUAUAUUCUUGGUUCUAGCUGUCAGUGGCUUUAAAUGUAGACAUACAGUCUUCGUAGGUCUGGAAAGAAUAAAGGUGCCAGCACAGUUUACAGGUGGAACUGCUGGAUAUGUUCAGAUGAACUGUAUGUAGCCUACCAGAGGUACUUUGUGGUCACUUGGUGACGGUCUAAUAUUGUUUCAUGUAAGUGGACUGCAAUAACAUUUUGGGAGUUUGACCUUUAAAAUGACAGAACUGUUAAUUAAUAUUAGACGUAAAACUGCACAAAUCAAAAUCUCUAUAUUGAUGAUGGAACAAAUGACUGUGUUAUAAUGAAAACCCCACAGAGAAUUAUCAACUUAAUAUGCAGACUUUGUCCUAAUGAGUUGGUGGAGACCAAAACAGAGCUAAAAGAUGAGUUACUAUUCUGCUCACGUGUUGUGGCUGAAAACAUGACUUCAAAUGAAUGCUAAUGUCACUGUGUCUGUUGGAUGUGGAUAUACAAUAUGCAAUUGUUGCUGAGCAGGAAAUAUCACCGGGAAAUUUGGAAUAAUAAGUUCUAGCUCUAGCAUUACUUAAACUACAUGCUAAAUGGUUAGCAUGUGCACUGAUGUAUUACUGUCCACCUGAGUUAAUUCAAACUCCCAAAAGGUCAAUAUAGCCACUGAGGCAAAAUUAUUGGACAUUAGCUUGUGAAUCAAUCUUUAAUGAUUUUCACUCCAAACCCAUGACACUAAUAAGGGCAGCUUUAGUUGUAUUUCCUUGAGUGCAUGUUCAGACGUUGGCCUGUGCUGCCAUGGCACACAGAGAGAGGAGAGAGAAGUCGGUAUGCUAACGCCGUUAGCUAGUUUCCUACCCACCAGAAGGAGCCUGGGGGUUGUUUCUUGUCAGCCAUGAGCUUUAACCUCUGUUAUUUCUGUCCUGUUUAUGUUGAAAACACACAUUUAAACAGCCACGCACAACAUCAUACUCUGACACAAACACAGCAGUGUACCAUUAGACACCAGGCUCACUUCAGCAUCAUGCACACGAGCUCUCCUUGACUUUACUCUUAUUAGACAUUUGGUGUGACUAGUCUCCCCCGGGCCCACCCUGAGGCCUCUGGCUGUCAUGUCUUCUCUCCCUCUUUUUUCUCCCUCUUUCUUCCCCACUGUCCCAUUUCCUUGCCUCCAGUUUCACCCAAUAAUGAGCCCAUCUUUUACUGUUGGACUAGUUAAAUAAAUAAAAAGCAGCAGCCGUGUUUGUACACUUCAGAUAGUGAAGACAGCAUGCGAUAUACAUUAGAAAAGGUAUGUAGUGACAUUUGUUGACACUGUAUCUGUAGAAUAUAUGAUUGUUGGAUACAAAGGGAAUACUAUACAAUGAUCCAGAUGUAAUAUUUUAUUGUUCCUUCAUAAUUAAUAUAAGUAUAUGAGUGAAAAUUCAGUAAUAAACUUCCAACAUCCUCUUUCAGUGCUGAAA
Seriola aureovittata is the source of this 9117-nucleotide messenger RNA. RefSeq names its product phospholipase C, beta 3 (phosphatidylinositol-specific) (gene plcb3). NCBI's taxonomy places the organism in Eukaryota, Metazoa, Chordata, Actinopteri, Carangiformes, Carangidae. Gene Ontology annotation, molecular function: calcium ion binding; calmodulin binding; phosphatidylinositol-4,5-bisphosphate phospholipase C activity. Bases 583 to 4359 code for a protein of 1258 amino acids. Gene Ontology annotation, biological process: phosphatidylinositol-mediated signaling; lipid catabolic process. The transcript has 34 exons. The record is from RefSeq and is a predicted model, not a curated record.